AUUGAACCUCCUGGGGAGGAGGUUCGCUGUCUGAUCAUGUCAAAGACGAGUGAUGCUUGUUGUAGUCGUGUUAUCUUCGGAUCUGUCGUGUCUAGAAGUAGGUAGUCGAAUUACUGGCAAGAGAAGCUUGAAAUACUUGAUCAAGAGCACGGAUGUUGUACUUCUCGUAUUCAAGAACUUAUCCAGUCAUAUUAGUCGUUUGCUAGUUGUACUUCAAGGAACAGCUUGAGUCUGGACCUACUCGCAAUUAUAUAAAAGUAGCUGCUAUCCUAUGUUGAGUAGAAAAGAAAUAGAAAGCAGUUUGACUUUGAAGGUGAAUCAUCCAUAAGAACAACAACAAGUAUACAACCUCCACGAUUCUCAGUCGAAAUCGAAAGCGGAGUUAAUCUUUCUGGUGCAGUUCCUUUGAGCUGCAUCAAGGCCGAUCAACAUCGGGAGCAUGAUAACGCUUAGAUCUGCGACUUGUGCAGCUACACUGAGUAUGUGGCUGUUGCCGGGGUACUGCGGGUGUUUGCUGUCCUUAGCACUCUCGUGUACGCUGAUGGCAAUUGAAGUUGUAUUCGAGUUCGUGCUGUUGCCAUGCUUGCAGUUUCUGUUGCUAUGUGUAGCACUGCCCAUGUGGCUUGUGCUCGCGUACUACUUCUUUGAGGCGUUACAUUAUGUAUCAUCUUGGUGCUCAAAGUGGUGGAGUUUCCGUGUCAAUUCCGUUUCCGGCUACAACAGGGGUAGUAGUUACAGGAAAGUGCGGAGAUGGCUGCGACGUUUCUGGCUCAACACAUGCGACAAUCUAUCACAUUCCCUUUUUUGCGUACGGCGCUGGGCAUCAGCCACUAAGAGACACUGGGCUCAGCCACUAAGAGAGUCUUCGGCCGCUGCACGAGCAGCGUUUUUUUCAACGAGGACAUCAUCUUCCCGCCUAGCGCGUAGGAAGAAUAGUAGAAUGCAAAAAACAGAUAGAACAAAAGGAGGCGGCGAGGCUCAUCGACGAGAGGGUCCUGGUCUUCUACUACUUCCUUUUGCUGGUCUUGGCUGCAGUGGCUUUGUUGCGUCUUUCUGUUGUGUUUUCGGUGCCAUGAUGGUGGACAAGCUUCCCGCUGUGACCUUCUACUAUGGUGUGAUGUCUGGCGCUCUACCAGUAGCACUAGCAACAGCAUCAAUAAACAACAAUCCACCGCGGAAAAAUCAUCUUCAACAUCUUGAUGAUGGGAGCGAGGGCAUCGCGGGAACGGAAGUCGUGCAUAACUCUACAAGUGUUGACGACGGGGAGCUGAGUAAUGGUACUUACGUGAGCCUGUUGAGAUAGGUCUAAUUAUAUCUUAAUCUUAGUUUUUUCUACUUAGGUCUGCUCCAGCAACUACAUAGUUUGUUUUUGUUUUUCUAUCUUGGUGACGUGUUUAUUGUUCGACAAAAGUAAAAAUUGUUGUGCCGAAUAUCAUGUAGAUACUGUUGCACCAGUCAAGGGCAUCUUUGUAGACAUGGAUGUCAACACCAAAAAGGAGGCAUCUUUUACAUUUGUACAUGCUUUUCAGCACUCUCUUCACCUCAUUUUUCCCGGUGGAUGUCCGACGAAUCAAAAAUAAAUAGCCGCUCGCAAGAGGAAGCAGAAGAUGCGUGUCAAUUAUUCUGGCGAAAUGACCGAUAUUCAAGAAGAUGAGGAAAUUCCCACUGCUUCGUCGAGUUUCGUCGUUGUAUCUACCGGACAAGGAACACGAGAGGGAACAAUCUUUAUGGCCCACGAUUAACCUUGUGUUCGCAAAGUUUAUCCAUCUAGAGGUUUACCCUAUUCACGUAUACAACAUCAAGCACAUGCUUUAUUCUGAUUAUCUUGUCAUCGUUCAUGAUUUCUGCGGCGAAUCUUGGACGACUGGAGACAGCUGUAACGACGCUGACAACAAAAGGAGACCAGCAACGAAAAGAACGAGAAAAGCAACAGCAAAGCCAUGAACAAAAACAAUUUGAUCUGCAGCGACGCGGUCCAGAAACUGUGUCGCGCACCAUCUCCAGCAACAAGGAGGAGCUUGAAAAACUACAAAAAGAACAGCAGACACUAGCAAAUUGGAGACCAGACGCAGAUCUAUCACAAGCUCUGGAUCUGGGUCUGAAGUUGGUGGAGGACCACGAAAAUCGAGGAGAUGGAGACGCCAUGGGACAAGAAAUCAGCAAGCUUGAGCAGAACAUGCUUAGGCUGAAGUAUUCUUCUCCAUUGUCUGACAAACUAUCACCAGUAGUAUUUACGAACUACGUCUCUGACGAGCAGCCUCCAUUUGUUCGGCCACAAGAUGGGGAUCGUAAUCCUGUGGAGAAACAGCAAGUUGUUGUGCAGUUUGAAAAUGUGGCAGAAGACCACCUUCAUGACCUGCGAAACUUCUUUGCAGGUCCUCGCUACUACAUCACGUUCAACAGUAAGGUGUUAUUCUCUAUACAGGCGGCUCUUCUCACUGAGGAAGUGUUCCUGAGAAUGUGUCGCGAAGGGUACACCGUGGAAGGAGACUGGGCUGAGGCGAACAACGCGUUCGACACUAACAGAUACCCCUGGAGGCUCUCUGCUGAUGUACCUCGUCCUAAACAUACUCGAGAGCAGAUUGGCCAGCCUUAUCUGCGGCCGGUUACUCCCCCGAAUGAUGAUGUACGUCAGAAGAUGGAGAGCUUCCAGGAGUCAAUCAGCGGACGAAUUCGUGAAGGUGGCAAGAUACGCAAAGUCAAAAUAUUAGCUGAUUAUAAUUCGAUCUUUAAACUAGUAUCUUCACCCCUUCCCCUAAAAGGGGGAAUGGAUAAUAUCCACAGACAGAUCGUCUACUCUAGCAACGCCGUCGACCUUGGUGCAUUGAAUCCAAAGGAGAAAGGUGGGAGCCAAGACGCUCCUGAGCUAAAAGAGGCCUACAAGAAGGCAUACGAGGUGAAUGCACCAUUUUUAUUUAGAUAUAUUCAAGGUGGUGUCCAAGGCAUGGUCGAGGACAUGAAAAACCAGAAGAAAGAGGGGCACACAUACGCUACUUAUGAAGUUGCAUGUCAUGCCGAAAGCCCCGCGCUGGAACCGGGUGAAACCAAAUUAUGGCUCGUCUUGUAGUUGUAAUUUCUUUGCUCCCUCCGUACUUUUUUUUGCUUUCUUGCUGUUCUCCCCGCUUCAAAGCUUAUUUGCUCCCUCCCACUUCAUUUCUACUAUAAUUGCUUCAGUCACGACAGUUUUAGGACUGGAAUUCUGACGAGAUAAUCUUGAGACGCACCUUCUUCUAACAUGACCAGGUCUAUCGUUCGAGCAAUAUCGAACGAUAUUGGUUGCUUUCGAGAACCUCAAUCCCCUGACAGACACCUCUUGA
This is a messenger RNA of Amoebophrya sp. A25, 3317 nucleotides long. The record is from the annotation of a GenBank genome assembly. NCBI's taxonomy places the organism in Eukaryota, Dinophyceae, Syndiniales, Amoebophryaceae.